UUAAUCCAUUCGUUCUUCUACGCCCAAACCCGAAACCCUAAAAACCCUCUUGUAUCAGCAUCUCUCUCAACGAAAAACCAGUCGGACGACGAUGGCGACGAUCAGUCUCCGGAAGGGUAACGCACGUCUUCCACCGGAGGUGAAUCGUGUGCUUUACGUGAGAAACCUUCCGUUUAACAUCACGAGCGAGGAGAUGUAUGAUAUUUUCGGUAAGUACGGCGCCAUAAGGCAGAUUCGGAUCGGGACGAACAAGGACACUAGAGGAACUGCCUUCAUCGUCUAUGAAGACAUCUACGAUGCCAAGACCGCCGUUGAUCACUUAUCCGGAUUCAACGUGGCCAAUCGGUACCUAAUCGUCCUCUAUUACCAACAGGCCAAAAUGAGCAAAAAGUUCGAUCAGAAGAAGAAAGAAGAGGAGAUUAUUAAGCUUCAAGAGAAGUACGGCGUCUCCACGAAAGAUAAGUGAAUUCCUUUUCAUCUGGUUAUUGCCCUUGUCAAAGCUUGUGUCAAAUCAUGGUUGCUAUGUUUAGGUUUAUCAGAAUUUAUAUGCCACUCUCCUUCAAUUUCCUGGGAGUUGUAAAAGAUUGAGCUAUAUCAACUUUGAAAGAGAUAAGUAAGGAUUAUAAAGAGCCAUAAAUGAAACUAUAUUCUCAGUCUUCCUUGAGUGGUUGUUGUUGUUUGUUUGGGAUUUCUUCAUGUAUGUGUGUAAAAGUAAGCAUAUCUCUCUUUAGUCUUUACUCAUGCUAUGCCUAUAUGCCAUCAUAUGUUAAAUUUGAGUUGAACAACUGUUAUAGAAUAAUACCAUUGAACUUGAUCAUGAAGAUGACUUUGGUGAACUUGUUUAUGCUA
Molecule: messenger RNA, 849 nt
Organism: Impatiens glandulifera
Lineage: Eukaryota; Viridiplantae; Streptophyta; Magnoliopsida; Ericales; Balsaminaceae
Product: splicing factor 3B subunit 6-like protein
Exons: 1
Coding region: 92-466 (124 amino acids)
Biological process (GO): mRNA splicing, via spliceosome
Cellular component (GO): catalytic step 2 spliceosome; precatalytic spliceosome; U2 snRNP
Molecular function (GO): RNA binding
Source: RefSeq, a predicted model, not a curated record